Cryptococcus amylolentus CBS 6039 is the source of this 1030-nucleotide messenger RNA. RefSeq lists its product as hypothetical. NCBI's taxonomy places the organism in Eukaryota, Fungi, Basidiomycota, Tremellomycetes, Tremellales, Cryptococcaceae. Gene Ontology annotation, cellular component: late endosome membrane; endoplasmic reticulum membrane; SNARE complex. Gene Ontology annotation, biological process: vesicle fusion with Golgi apparatus; macroautophagy; retrograde transport, endosome to Golgi. The transcript is spliced from 6 exons. The record is from RefSeq and is a predicted model, not a curated record. Bases 22 to 759 code for a protein of 245 amino acids. Gene Ontology annotation, molecular function: SNARE binding; SNAP receptor activity.
CAACGAACGAAGACGACAUGGAUGCAUCUCUUUCUGCAUCCACAUCUCAACAUGGACAACUCCCCCACCGCCUUGUUUGAGAACUAUGAUGAGGACCUCAAGCAGCUGCUCGGCGGUCUCAAGGCCAAGCUCGAUGGAGAAGUCAAGGGGCUGACUGGGGAGCAGAGGAAGGCGGCACUCAAGAAGGUGUCUGAGGAAAUAGAUGAAGCAGAGGAGAUUGUCGGGCAGAUGGAAGUGGAGCUUCCUUCGAUGCCAGUGUCGAUCCGCUCAACGUACCAAGGGCGUUUAGCUACCUCGAAGCAAGGACUUGACAAGGUCAAGAAGACCCUACGCGACCUCCGCUUCGAAUCCCAGCGUUCCGAACUCCUCUCCGGUCCCGGCGGAGCAGGUCAAAGCGGCCGCUACCCGCACGCCGACGACCCAUACUCUGAUGACCCCGAACCAUACUCGACUCGUUCACGCCUGCUGCAAGGAACUCAGACUCUGGAGGACAGCUCAGGGCGACUGGACAAUGCGCAUAGGAUCGCGCUGGAGACGGAAGGAGUGGGCUCGGAGAUCCUCAGAAACCUCAGGGGGCAGAGAGAGCAGCUGGAGAACACCAGAGAUACUCUCACUCAGGCGGACUCUUCCAUUGACAGAGCAGCCGGCACUCUCAAGAAGAUGAUCUUCAAGAUGUACCAACAAAAGUUCCUCUCGAUCGGUAUCAUCAUCGUCCUCGUCCUCCUUAUCCUCUUGGUCCUUUACUCCAAAUUCCAUUAGGCGCCGACGCUUCGCCUCGACCAUCCACUCGUCAUUCCUAGAAGAGGUUCAGCUAGUCUGAAGGGAGGUUGUGUGGGGUGAAGUGAUCAGAAUCCCGAUGGACAAGCCACAAAAGGAAAGUUGUAAACAAUAGAAUGAGCUGUGUUAUUCUGGGCCUCGCCAGCUGUAAUGUCAAGGACUAUUCUUGUCACAAUCUCUCCAUUCGCAACAUCUCACACCUUUGCCGGCAGAUCGUUGUCCUUCAGCUUACGUAGCUACCCCAAAGCGUCCA